AUGGCGACUGAGUUCAUUGGUUACGACGUGCUCGUAAGCCUAAAGCCACCGCUCAGCGGAAAGCUCCUGGGCCAGGUUGCUAAUGUCGUUGGGCAAAACUUAUUUCUGAAAGAUGUCACCUGUCUUUGGAACAACCAAAAACUCCCCACUUUCUCUUUAGAUGCCAGCAUGAUCGCCGACCUCUCCCUGCAAUCGAACAAAACAGCUCCUCUACAGCGACAGGCUUCGUCGCAAGCUACCCCUAAGGUCCAAUCCGCUCAACCUCAACCCCAACCUCCUCCACAGCAGACCUUUGUCGACCCGGCCAUCCUUAGUUACUCUAAACCUCCUACCAAACCCACCAACCUACCAGCACAAUCUCACCCGGCUCCACUUAGCACGAGCCAGCCGUCUGCGCCAGUCGGUGCAUCGUUGUCUGAGCCCUUCAGCAGCCUUGAGUUGAAUGCUGAUACGGGUAAUGGUGAAGCGCAGAGUCACUCAUUCGGGCAAUUUCAGGCGGCCCAAAAUUCGGCCCUAAGCAAACAGGCCUCGACUAAGCGCAGCAAACGUGGCAAAGAAGGCGGGUCCGUAGGCAAGCAUGGAAUCACAGCGAGCACGAACCCAAACAGCAAGGGCUGGCGUCAAACUGCCUUCGUAGAGCCAGUAGGUGCUGCGGUGCAGACAUCACCUGAGCACCAUGCACAACAACCUGGCGGAAAGAUUCGCAAGAAGAAGACACGCCGCGCAUAUGCUGAGGAUCCUAGCGGCUGGGCUACCGAAGACGCAACCGACAUUCAAGAGCUUGGCGAGUUCGAUUUCGCUAGCAACCUCUCAAAAUUCGAUAAGCGACGGGUGUUUGAAGAAAUUCGCAACGACGACACUACAGCAGACGAGGCCCGCUUGGUGAGCUUCAAUCGGCUCCCCAAACCCGGGACCAAUGGCGGCAAAAACCUUCACUGGUCGGAAAAUGUGCUCGACAGCCCGCAGAAUAGUGAUACCGGUGAAGAUAUCGAGCAAAUUAGUGAUGCCAGACAUAGCAGUGAGAAUAUCUCUGGACGUGACAGGUCCAGGGUCUCUGCGCGGAUACAGCCAUCUCGCAAAAGCAGUGGCAUCAUGGGACAACCUAUGAUAUCAAAUAUCCAUGCCCUUGGUCGCACCCAAUUGAAUACAUCUCGCACUACAAGCCCUCACCCAGGCCGCUCAUCCGUGUCCCCCAUGGUGGGCUCUAAUGCACCUGGUGGAUCUUUGCGAUUGACGACUACGAACCGUAGCUGCCCAACCGUGAGCCCGUUGCAGACGUUAGAGGUUGAGCAAAUUGCUGUGGCGGAGUUUGGCCUGAGUGAAGAUAUCAUUACAGAGAAUGCAGGUCGAGGGAUUGCGGAAGCAGCGGUUGCUCUGUUAUCUAGUGACGCGGCCGCACCGACUAUGCUUAUUGUGACGGGUAACCACCGCACGGGAGCUAGAGCUAUCUCUGCUGCACGUCAUCUACGCAAUCGUGGUCACCGAGUCACUGUAUGCCUUCUGGGCCUCGAACAUGAGGCCGAGUUACUGGAGAACUGCCGAAAGCAGCUGGAUAUCUUCCGGAAAAUAGGCGGUCGUGUAUUAAAAUGGGAGGAGCUAUCAACUCGUCUGUCUUCUGCCGACCUAUCUCCCGACGUGGUUAUCGAUGCCUUAUUUGGCAUGCAUCUUGCUUUCGAUGACCUCCGAACUGAUGACCAGGGGGUCGCAUUUGAGAUGAUUUCAUGGGUGAAUAGAAGCAGCGUGGAGGUUCUCUCGGUUGACAUUCCAUCAGGCAUGUCAGCUUCAAGCGGUGACGUUACCACCGUUGACGGCGGUCGACUUUGUGUCAAUGGUUCAUCGGUUGUCUGUCUUGGUGCCCCAAAAACUGGAAUCCUCAAUGCUCUAGUCUCCGGUGAGGGCCACUCGUGGAAUGUUAGUGUUGCAGAUAUCGGGAUCCCACAGAUUGUAUGGCGAAAGUACGGUACUCGUCGUCGACAUGGUAUUGAUUUUGGCAAUCGCUGGGUGGUGCCGUUGAGAUACCAGCCUCCAAUCGCCUAG
Penicillium angulare is the source of this 2037-nucleotide messenger RNA. Its product is annotated as mRNA decapping enhancer EDC3. The record is from RefSeq and is a predicted model, not a curated record. Lineage: Eukaryota; Fungi; Ascomycota; Eurotiomycetes; Eurotiales; Aspergillaceae. Gene Ontology annotation, biological process: deadenylation-independent decapping of nuclear-transcribed mRNA; P-body assembly. The coding region runs from base 1 to 2037 and encodes 678 amino acids. The transcript has 3 exons. Gene Ontology annotation, cellular component: P-body. Gene Ontology annotation, molecular function: mRNA binding.